CCCAACUUCAAUAACCUUGUCUUCAACACCACACUUGUAUCACCCAACUCACCUCAUUCUUACACUUGUUGUUCUGUCAAAGAGAAAAGAGAAAUUAAUAAGUACUAGUGAUAUACAAAUUUAGAAAGUGAAAUAAUUUAUCUCAAAAAAGAUAGAUAGAGAGAUACCACGACUUUACUUGAACAACAUCUGUUUUAUAGGCGCGUAUCUUUGUAUUCUUGAUUUAUAAGAAGACGGGAAUAGAGAUAGAUCGAUAUAUAGAAGGUUACAAACGAAAUAAUAGAGAUGGAUGCAAAGAAGCAAAAAGAGAGACCAUUAGAGAUAACACCAACAUGGGCAGUAGCAGUGGUUGUGUUUGUAAUACUUGCCAUUUCACUUGCUCUUGAAUAUGGUCUUCAUCUACUUGGCCAUUGGUUACAACAUAAACACAAGAAAGCACUCCAUGAAGCCCUUGAGAAGAUCAAAGCAGAGUUGAUGCUUCUAGGAUUCAUCUCAUUGCUACUAACAGUAUUACAACAACCGAUAUCCGAAAUAUGUAUUCCAAAGACAGUUGGAAGGACAUGGCACCCUUGUAGUUCUGAAAAAGAUGACGAAGAUUAUUAUGAUUAUGAUCCUUGUUAUAAAAAGGGAAAGGUGCAAUUGGUGUCAAACUAUGCCAUACAUCAACUCCACAUAUUUAUAUUUGUGUUGGCCGUGGUUCAUGUCAUCUAUUGCAUUCUUACUUUAAUUUUGGGCAGACUCAAGAUGAGGAAAUGGAGGGCUUGGGAAGAUGAAACAAAGACAGUUGAAUACCAGUAUCAUAAUGAUCCAGAAAGAUUUAGAUUUGCAAGAGAGACGACAUUUGGACGUCGGCAUAUGAGAUUUUGGAGCAACUCGACAACUCUCUUAUGGAUUGGAUGUUUUUUCAGACAAUUUUUCACGUCAGUAGCCAAAGUUGAUUAUAUGACACUGAGACAUGGAUUCAUCAAUACACAUUUAACAGCAGAGAGCCAACAAUCAUUUGAUUUCCACAAUUAUAUCAGUAGAUCCCUCGAUGAAGAUUUCAAAGCGAUUGUUGAAAUAAGUCCUAUAGUAUGGUUAUUUGCCGUUUUGCUCCUUCUCACAAGCACACAUGGUUGGUAUUCAUUCUUAUGGCUGCCCUUCAUCCCAUUGAUUAUAAUACUUAUUGUGGGGGCAAAGCUACAAGUGAUCAUCACAAAGAUGGGGAGAAGGACUCAUGAAAUGGCAGAUGUGAUUAAGGGUACACCAAAGGUUCAGCCCGGGGAUGAUCUCUUCUGGUUUGGUCGACCACGACUUGUUCUCCUCUUGAUCAACUUCGUUCUCUUUCAGAACGCAUUUCAACUGGCGUAUUUUUUGUGGACUUGGAAUAAAUUUGGCUUGAAAUCUUGCUAUCACGAGCACAAUGCAGACAUUAUAAUCAGGCUCACAAUGGCGGUGGUGAUACAGUUUAUAUGCAGUUAUGUGACAUUGCCUCUCUACGCCUUAGUAACACAGAUGGGUUCAAGAAUGAAAACAACCAUCUUUAGUGACAAUGUAGCGAAAGCACUAAAAGGUUGGCACCACAAUGCAAAAAAGAACAUUAGGCAUGGCAACCAUUCAGCUCCAACCUCACCAUUCUCAAGCAGGCCCGGAACCCCACUCCACGGAAGUUCUCCAAUGCAUCUUUUGCAUAGAUACCCAGACAAUAGUCUUGAUAGCCUUUCUAACUCUCCAAGAGGGUCGGGUUUUGAACAUGAGGGUUGGGCUAAUGAGUCUCCUUCGACCCACCACCACCACCGCAAAUAUGAAGAGCCUGAUCAGUUCACAAGUGAAGAAGACAUACAUGAUCUUCAAGAAAUUGAGAUUCAAAGACCAAGCUCGAGCUCAACGACCCAGUUGCCACCUGGGCCAAGACCGGUUAGGACUCAACAUGAAGUUGAUAUUUCAGAUUUUUCGUUUGGACAGAGCAAGUAAAUAUUGCAUUUUGAAUGAUUUUUAAUUUGUCACAGGAAAUUGAAGAUGUACGUUGCAUACAUGUAUCAUUUUGAUUUUUAUUAAAUAUGUUAGUUUAAAUUCA
Molecule: messenger RNA, 2056 nt
Organism: Erigeron canadensis
Lineage: Eukaryota; Viridiplantae; Streptophyta; Magnoliopsida; Asterales; Asteraceae
Product: MLO-like protein 12
Exons: 15
Coding region: 286-1953 (555 amino acids)
Biological process (GO): defense response
Cellular component (GO): membrane
Source: RefSeq, a predicted model, not a curated record